UUCCGGCUUGAGACUCCGGUGCCGAAUAUUCAUUUAGAAGAUAUCUAUGUUACCACUGCGAGAGUAGACAUAAACAAAAGACGGGCUCUGAAAUAUCAAUGUUUUUGCUGCCGAAAUUGCGGCCAAGUCGGAUACGAUCAUUGUAUUUAAUAAAUCUGACAUUAACUUAUUGGAUCCGUUAAUUCCAUGGCCAUGCAUAGCGACUUAUCGUUGCGAGUAAGUGUUUUCUCCGAGCAAGGAGGAAGAAAAUACAUGGAGGAUGUUACCGAGGUGGUGUUGGAGUACGAGCCGAGCGAGGACGAGCUUGGCUCGGUCGGACAUGGGGACUCAAAGGCGGACUACCAUCCUGAAGAUCAGCUUGCUGAGCAGCCCUCCUCUCAUGCAGCAGAUUCUCUCUCCGAAACAGCAACUUCACCAGUCAAUGUUGUGUGGACUCAGAAAAUAACCACAGAGGAACAGGUAGAUAAUGCCAGUGUAGACAUUAACGUUAACUGUGCAGAGGAAACGUCUAUACGGUUAUCGCAACCAAAGGCAGAAUCUGCAUCGGAGUCGCGGAGGUCUGUGGCAUUUUUUGCCGUUUUCGACGGUCAUGGAGGUCGGGAGGCAGCACAUUUCGCUCGGGAUCACCUAUGGGACUUUAUAAAAAAGCAACGGGGAUUUUGGUCCAAAGACUACAGGGAUGUAUGUGUUGCUAUUCGAAAGGGUUUCAUAGCCUGCCAUCAUGCAAUGUGGAAAAAGCUCCCUGAAUGGCCAAAGACCAUUACUGGUCUUCCAAGCACCUCAGGCACAACGGCCAGUGUUGUAGUGAUCCGUGGAGACCGCAUGUAUGUGGCGCAUGUGGGAGAUUCAUCUGUUGUGCUCGGGGUCAGGGAAGAUCCCACAGACAAGGUCAUCAAAGCUGUGGAGGUCACACAAGACCACAAGCCAGAGCUCCCCAAAGAGAGGCAACGAAUCGAAGGCCUUGGUGGCAGUGUGGUGAAGAAGUCGGGGGUGAACCGUGUGGUGUGGAAGAGGCCCAGGCUGACUCACAAUGGACCCGUGAGAAGGAGCACUGUCAUAGACCAGAUCCCGUUCCUUGCUGUUGCUCGAGCACUUGGUGAUCUGUGGAGUUACGACUUCUACAGCGGAGAGUUUGUGGUGAGUCCAGAGCCAGACACCAGUGUGGUGACGCUGGACCUCAGGCGGCACCGCUACAUCAUCGUGGGCAGCGACGGCCUGUGGAACAUGGUGCCCCCUCAGGAAGCAGUCACAGUGCUGCAGAGCCACGACGAGGCGGCGGCUCCUUUUGGCAUGUCCUGUGCCCGGAGGUUAGGCUGCCACGCUCUCCUGCGGUGGCGCCAGCGCAUGCUCCGCGCCGACAACACCAGUGUCAUCGUCAUCGCCCUGCCCGAGCCGGGCAAGCCACAGCUGCCCAUGCAUCGCGACGAGGUCAUCCUCAACCUGGCCGAGGGUCCCCAGCACGACCCACCGGCCGACUCUCGCGCCGACACGCCACUGAUCAAGCAGACACCUGAUCCGGUCAUCGUGUUCCCAUCAGGCGACUCGCCGCCCCCCUUAGAGCGAGCGAAUGGCCUAACAGGGGUCAGCCUCUGUGACCUGUCAGACUCCCUGGCCGGAUCAGACCCUGAGGACUCUGGCCUCUCGAGCACGGCCCUGACCGGCUGGUUAGACGAAGGGGAACAGGAACGGACCCCGGGGCCCUCUGUUGCUGCUGCGCCGUCCCUUUCAGGCCCUGUGGUCAAGCGGGCCCGCAGGGGCAUCCAGCGCUCCCUACACCACCCUUACCGCCGCCGCAACGGCGAGCGGACACCUCUGAAGCGUGGUGGCGGCGGUGGCAGGGCCCAGAAACGAGCACCCAACGUCUCACCCAUCCUGCAGCAGCAGCAUCGGAAAGCAGCUCUGUGUGUGUGCUGAGCGCCAGCAAGUGGAUCUUCCCUUCUCUCUUUUCUCUCUCUUGCGCUCUCUCUCUCUCUCUCUCUCUCUCUCUCUCUCUCUCUCUCUCUCUCUCUCUCUCUCUUUUUCUGUCUGUUUUGCUCACACACACAGACAUGUACAUAUACGCAAUUCAGAGACUUGCCUCUCUAUAUCCAUUCUUGAGAAAAUGUUAUGAUCACAGGUAAGGUUGAACAAGCAAUGUUGUUGUAAACAUUUUAUGGACAUUACAUUGUGGUUACCUUUUAAAAUGUUGCUACUUUCAGAAUACUUUUACAUGACCUCUGUGCUCUUGUUCAUAAUUGGCUGUCCCUUGCUGGUGAUGCAUUUGAACUGAUAACUAUGACAGCCAAACAUUUUAAAUAUACUUUAAAAAGCACAGCCCCCAGCUAAAUUAACAUGAAUUAUCAUGUGUGCCUGUGUCAUGAUGCCUAUGUUUUUUUUUUAAAAUGUAUUUGUUAACUUGUCUUUUUAUAUUUUGCUUGCAAUUUUUUGCUGAUAUUCUCGGUGGAUUUUUGUUGAAUGAGUAUGAAAAUGCAUUCACAUAGCACAUGCUUUUAACAUCUAAUUGGAAAUAAACAAAACCCUCAUUUUUAUGCCCUCAGUUUUACUUCAUAUGUAGUUUUUAAAAACCCAUUUAUGGAUACAGACACACAACAAAUUCUAGCAGCAGUGAUGUAAAUAUGAGGAAAUGUUAUGUAGGUAUUUAAUGGUGAUUGAUAAACAGACAAACACAACUUCAGCUCUCAAUGGAAGUACUGUAAGAGUAUUCUAAAAAUAGCCUGUAUACGUGAGUCAUUUUGUGUGCUCCUGCUCAGGGCAUAAAUGACCAUAUGUAGGACCAUGUAACAAGUAUUCAUGCACUAAAACCUAAGAGUAAUGCUCCUCAUUUUGAUAACUCAUGGGAAAUAAUCCAUUCUGUCCAGCAGUGUUCAUGUGUCACAGUAUCAUAUAAGGCAGACUACAACAUUUUGGAGGUUAUUGUGAGAUGUUUUUUGUUUUUUGAGUGUGUGUGUGUGGAAGGAAGAAUUAAGAAUGUAUGAUUUCAUGUCAGCAUAUAAGCUUUUUCUUUCUUUCUUUCUUUCUUUCUUUAGAUAUUGACAUAACUCCUGGUAAUGAAAAACACUACCCGCAAAAAUUUGUUCAAGCCAGUUGUAAAUCUAAAAGUUCUAAAGGAUUUAUGAAUAUUUUGAAUAGAAUUACCAAUUAUAAACUGAGUUGUACGAUAUAUUUUUAUAUGUGAUAUAUAAAAGUCAAAAGAGACAUCAUUUACCUGAUCUCCAUGGUGGAAAUGUUCUCACAUUAAACUUCUCGCA
Molecule: messenger RNA, 3248 nt
Organism: Alosa alosa (allis shad)
Lineage: Eukaryota; Metazoa; Chordata; Actinopteri; Clupeiformes; Clupeidae
Gene: ppm1db
Product: protein phosphatase, Mg2+/Mn2+ dependent, 1Db
Exons: 6
Coding region: 187-1914 (575 amino acids)
Biological process (GO): protein dephosphorylation
Cellular component (GO): cytosol; nucleus
Molecular function (GO): cation binding; protein serine/threonine phosphatase activity; mitogen-activated protein kinase binding
Source: RefSeq, a predicted model, not a curated record